AUGGCGUCCCCAAAUCGAUUGAUUGUGUUAUCCAAUGUCAUCGCAGAGAAGACAAAAGUCAUCUCGGAUUUCCUGGCUUCCAAGGGACUGGAGCCUCCCUCUUUCGAUGUCGACGGGCUAGCUGACUAUGCAAUUUCGCCUGACGACAAAGAGGCGUAUGAAGCUCGUCUAGAGUUGAUUGCUGCAUCUAAAGAGCUCUAUGCCCUUGCUCAUGGACCAAAGGACCAUAUUCGAAACAUUUGCUGGGAUGCCAUGGAUCCAUUGUCCCUACAGGCCAUUUGGGCGUUCAGGGUCCCACAGGCCGUCCCAUUGACUGACAAAAUCUCUUACGAAGACCUGGCUGAGAAGUGCCAUCAAUUGAGUGGAGUUUCUGUACCCCCGUUCACCCUCCGACGGAUCAUCCGCCACGUUAUCACGAACCGCUUCUUCUGCGAGCCGGAACUUGGAUUCGUUGCGCACAACCGGGCGUCGCGAGUUCUUCUCGAGGAGGAAACCUUGGAUGCCUGGGUAGGUCUAUUGUGUAAUGACAUAUGGCCUGGCUUUGCCUACACGGUUGAAGCGCUGAAGCGAUGGCCCGGGAGUGGGGAGCCAAAUGAGACUGGGAUUAACGUGGCCUAUAACCAUAAUAUCAAUUGGUUCGAUCACACUUCCCGCAAUGCUGUUGUCGCCGACCGAUAUAGCAAAAGCAUGAAGGCACACGGUGGUGGGGUGGGCUUUGAUCUCUCGCACACCGUGACUGGUUAUCCAUGGGCGGACAUUGGUAAGGGAACGGUUGUCGACACCGCCGUAGGCGAUGUCUACCUUUUCCGCUGGGUCUUUCAUGCAUUUUCGGACAAGUAUGCCAUCCAGGUUUUGCGGUCAUUGAUUCCGGUGCUUAAGAAAGGAGCAAAAGUUGUCAUCAAUGACGGCGUGAUCCCCGAGCCCGGUACCGUUCCAUGGAUGAAUUAUCGAAGCAUGAGAUGCAUGGAUCUUUUGUGUUUGGCGGUGGCCAAUACCGGUGAAAGGGCUUUGGAUGACUGGAAAGGUCUAUUCAACGUGGCCGACCCCCGAUUUAAGUUCCUGAAUGCCUGGCAGCCGCCCAAGAGCACGAUGUGGUUCAUUGAAGUGGAGUGGCAGCCGUAA
Molecule: messenger RNA, 1122 nt
Organism: Aspergillus pseudotamarii
Lineage: Eukaryota; Fungi; Ascomycota; Eurotiomycetes; Eurotiales; Aspergillaceae
Exons: 3
Coding region: 1-1122 (373 amino acids)
Molecular function (GO): methyltransferase activity
Source: RefSeq, a predicted model, not a curated record